Messenger RNA from Acanthoscelides obtectus, 1756 nucleotides. NCBI's taxonomy places the organism in Eukaryota, Metazoa, Arthropoda, Insecta, Coleoptera, Chrysomelidae. The record is from the annotation of a GenBank genome assembly.
UAUAGCCGUCGGCGCCACGCGGUGUUUGCUUUUGACUUUCCGUCUCGCGGUUCGCCGUGUACCAUCGAAACUUGGCAUUUUGAGAGUGGGUCUACGGCCGUGAUAGCAUCAUGUAGUGGGCUAGCCAAAUACCUUUGGAAUAUGAUACAGUUCCUCAAAAACAGAACUUGAAUACAUACAUUUAUACAUUUUGCGUUAAAACAUUGUUAAGCUUAUGAUUGUCCAAACAGUUAUCGUGUAGUAUUUAUGCUAAUAAUCAGGAAUCACGUCGAAUUUCUUAGAAAUUGUGCAUUAAUGUAGUGUUAUUAUCCUGGGACUCUGGGACGGUAUUUUUAUCCAUUUUCCAAAUAGCGAAAUAGAGAUGUCUACGGGUGUUGCGGACUCAAAAAACAAGUAUUCCAUAUUACUUCCAACUUACAAUGAAGUGGAAAAUCUACCCAUUAUAGUAUAUCUUAUCAUAAAAUAUAUGAGUAAAAGUGUCUACGAUUUUGAAAUUAUUGUGAUUGAUGAUGGCAGUCCAGAUGGCACAUUGGAAGCAGCACAACAACUACAAAAGAUUUAUGGUGAGGACAAGAUAGUAUUAAGGCCAAGAGAGAAAAAGUUAGGUCUAGGCACAGCUUAUAUCCAUGGUAUUCAACAUGCUACUGGAAACUUCAUUGUCAUUAUGGAUGCAGACUUGAGUCAUCAUCCUAAAGCUAUUGCAGAGUUCAUCAAAAAACAAAAGGAAAAGGAUUAUGACAUUGUAUCAGGGACAAGAUACAUAGGGGCAGGUGGAGUAUAUGGUUGGGAUUUCAAGAGGAAACUUGUUUCAAGAGGUGCUAAUUUUCUUACACAACUCUUGCUGAGACCUGGGGCUUCAGACUUGACAGGCUCAUUUAGGUUGUAUAAAAAAGAUGUUUUAGAGAAACUUAUCAAGAGUUGUGUUUCUAAAGGGUAUGUUUUUCAAAUGGAAAUGAUAAUCAGAGCAAGGCAGUUAAAUUAUACAAUAGGUGAAGUACCUAUAACCUUUGUGGACAGGUUAUAUGGGGAGUCGAAGUUAGGAGGUACAGAGAUUAUACAGUUUGUAAGAGCUCUUUUGUAUCUGUUUGCCACCACAUAAUUUGCUUUUAACAUUCAUAUUUUGCCUUUAUUUGUUGUAGGAAAUAUUUGUAUCUGUAAAAUACAUUGAACAUUGAAACAUUUGUUUAUUUAUAUAAAUGGUCUAUUUCAAUUUUUGUUUACAUUGCAUUAUAUGAUUUAAUAUUAUCAUAACGACAGUGAUGUCCGAUGUUACUCCCACUAGGCGGUGGUUGAGGUUUAAAGCUGUCAAACAUAGAUGGGGAAAAAGAUUCGAUAGACACGUAAUGGGAGAAAGAUUUGACAGAAAAAUAACAUAUUGUUCACGUUUUUACGUCUAUUGACGUAAAUAGCUGAUCAGUAGUUGACAUGUUAUAGAUUACGAAAUAAGAUAAUGAUGCUGUCUUAUAGAAUUUUAUAUAUCUUUAUGAGCAGACAUUAAGAUAUAAAAUUAUGUAAAUACAUAUAAUGAUAAUACUAUUUAAUAUAAAUAAUACAUUUUCAUAAAUACCUAAAGCUACUAUUUACAAAGUCAUUAUACAACCUUCACAUUUACUGCUGCCGUUUUCUGUUUAUCUGCAACUUGCAGUAUAUUAACAGUAGUAGUAUUGAUAAUAAAAUUAUGUUUACAAACUGGUGCUCUUACACAUUCCAUAUGUUAAGUCUUAAAAUUAAAUAAAAGUUCUAUUUACUUCUUUUA